This is a messenger RNA of Mesocricetus auratus (golden hamster), 3165 nucleotides long. RefSeq names its product solute carrier family 27 member 1 (gene Slc27a1). Bases 210 to 2150 code for a protein of 646 amino acids. The transcript has 13 exons. Gene Ontology annotation, cellular component: mitochondrial inner membrane; plasma membrane. The record is from RefSeq and is a predicted model, not a curated record. Gene Ontology annotation, biological process: long-chain fatty acid import into cell; positive regulation of protein serine/threonine kinase activity; cardiolipin biosynthetic process. Lineage: Eukaryota; Metazoa; Chordata; Mammalia; Rodentia; Cricetidae. Gene Ontology annotation, molecular function: fatty acid transmembrane transporter activity; long-chain fatty acid transmembrane transporter activity; long-chain fatty acid-CoA ligase activity.
UCUUUGGCCGCGGGCUCUCUGGCCCGCUCGUCCUCUCUAUGGUUCAGGCCUCCGGAAGGGGGUCGGCUUGCGCGGGCGGUGUGAGGGCCUGGGAGCGUUACGCGGCAGGGAAGAGGGUUGGGGGCGCCAGGCGCUGCGUGGGUCGCACGGACCCGGCCUUCCCGUGAGCCUUGACUGACAAGGGCUGAAGGGGGCGCGGGAGGCCCAGGAUGCGGGCUCCGGGAGCGGGCACGGCCUCGGUGGCCUCGCUGGCGCUGCUCUGGCUGCUGGGGCUUCCGUGGACCUGGAGCGCGGCGGCGGCCUUCGGUGUGUACGUGGGCGGCGGCGGCUGGCGCUUCCUGCGAAUCGUCUGCAAGACGGCGAGGCGGGACCUCUUCGGCCUCUCGGUUCUGAUUCGUGUACGGCUGGAGCUGCGUCGACACCGGCGUGCAGGGGAUACGAUCCCACGCAUCUUCCAGGCAGUGGCCAAGCGGCAGCCGGAGCGCCUGGCGCUGGUGGACGCAAGCAGCGGUGCAUGCUGGACCUUUGCACAACUGGACACCUAUUCCAAUGCGGUGGCCAACCUGUUCCACCAGCUGGGCUUCUGUCCCGGCGACGUGGUGGCUGUGUUCCUGGAGGGCCGGCCCGAGUUCGUGGGGCUGUGGCUGGGCCUGGCCAAGGCUGGCGUGGUGGCUGCCCUGCUCAAUGUCAACCUGAGGAGGGAGCCCCUGGCGUUCUGCCUGGGCACGUCAGCUGCCAAGGCCCUCAUUUAUGGAGGGGAGAUGGCGGCAGCGGUGGCGGAGGUGAGCGAGCAGCUGGGGAAGAGCCUCCUCAAGUUCUGCUCCGGAGACCUGGGACCUGAGGGUGUCCCGCCCGACACGCAGCUCCUGGACCCCAUGCUGGCCCAGGCAGCCACCACACCCCUGGCAGAAGCCCCAGGCAAGGGCAUGGACGAUCGGCUGUUUUACAUCUACACUUCGGGGACCACCGGGCUCCCCAAGGCGGCCAUCGUGGUGCACAGCCGGUACUACCGCAUCGCCGCCUUCGGCCACCACUCCUACAGCAUGAGGCCCGCCGACGUGCUGUACGACUGUCUGCCGCUCUACCACUCGGCAGGGAACAUCAUGGGUGUGGGACAGUGCGUCAUCUACGGGCUCACCGUGGUGCUGCGGAAGAAGUUCUCCGCCAGCCGCUUCUGGGACGACUGUGUCAAGUACAACUGCACGGUGGUGCAGUACAUCGGGGAGAUCUGCCGCUACCUGCUGCAGCAGCCGGUCCGCGACGUGGAGCGGCGGCACCGCGUGCGCCUGGCCGUGGGCAACGGGCUGCGGCCGGCCAUCUGGGAGGAGUUCACGCAGCGCUUCGGCGUGCGGCAGAUCGGCGAGUUCUACGGCGCCACCGAGUGCAACUGCAGCAUCGCCAACAUGGACGGCAAGGUCGGCUCCUGCGGCUUCAACAGCCGCAUCCUCACGCACGUGUACCCCAUCCGUCUGGUCAAGGUACACGAGGACACGAUGGAGCCGCUGCGGGACGCCCAGGGCCUCUGCAUCCCGUGCCAGCCGGGGGAGCCCGGCCUUCUCGUGGGCCAGAUCAACCAGCAAGACCCUCUGCGGCGCUUCGAUGGCUACGUUAGCGACAGCGCCACCAGCAAGAAGAUCGCCCACAGCGUGUUCCGCAAGGGCGACAGCGCCUACCUCUCAGGUGACGUGCUGGUGAUGGACGAGCUGGGCUACAUGUAUUUCCGCGACCGCAGUGGGGACACCUACCGCUGGCGCGGGGAGAACGUGUCCACCACCGAGGUGGAAGCCGUGCUGAGCCGCCUGCUGGGCCAGACUGACGUGGCCGUGUACGGGGUGGCCGUGCCAGGCGUGGAGGGCAAAGCCGGCAUGGCGGCCAUUGCGGAUCCCCACGGCCAGUUGGACCCUAACUCCAUGUACCAGGAGUUGCAGAAGGUUCUGGCAUCUUAUGCCCGGCCCGUUUUCCUGCGUCUUCUGCCUCAAGUGGAUACCACAGGCACCUUCAAGAUCCAGAAGACCCGGCUGCAGCGCGAAGGCUUUGACCCUCGCCAGACCUCAGACCAGCUCUUCUUCCUGGACAUGAAGCAGGGCCGAUACCUGCCCCUGGAUGAGGGAGUCCACACCCGCAUCUGCACUGGGGACUUCUCGCUCUGAUGCACCUGGCCAGUGGGCUGGCCUGGACUCCGAGCCCCGGGCACCUGAUGCCCUCAGGGGCCUCUUCCGCUGACCACCUGGCCAGCAGCACCAGUGGGUGUGAGAUCGGAACAGGGAGGGCCUGAGCCGCCACCAGGCGACUCCUCCAUCCCACAAUGCAUCCAUCCAGCCUCCGCCUUUCUCCUUCUCUCCAUCUCUCGCCCCACCCGCCAUAGCCCACAGCACACCCUGGCUGCUGUGUCCUGCUCUGAGACUAGCCCAGGGGCCCAGGCUGUGGCAUCCGCCUCCCUCGCUGCUGUGCCUUAGGAACCUGUCCUAGGCUCCCCUUGGUCCACCCAGCUGCCCUCCCUACGGAGGGUCUGUAGCACACUCACUUUAGCUGGGCGACAUGGGCAGCCCCACUGACCCCCAGUCAACUGGAAAUUUUAUUUUAUUUGUUUUAAGACAGUGUCUCACUGUGGAGGCCGAGCUGGCCUCCAACCGUCCAUCUUACCGCCUCUGCCUGUCCUAGUAACUGCGCCACCCUGCAGUCCCAGAGGGUGACAUCUGUGCACUAUCGUCCCUAGUCCCCACUUUCCCUUUCCCCUCAUGCCUUGGAAGCUUCUGGAACUGACUGUGACCACUUGGAUGUGGCCAGUCAUGGCCCUGACCACAGUUGUCUGUUCAGGGGUCCCCAGGCAUCCCUUCCUCGGGUCCUGACCCUUCACAGCAGGAGGGACCAGGAAGGUUGCCGUGGUGUUCCUUGGGUGCCCGGCCACAGCCCUGGGUGCUCCCCGUUGUGUCAGAGCCCAGACCCUGCCGCUUGGGACAUGCCAGGUCUACCUGUCUGGCUCCCAUGAUCUCCCGAGGUCAUCGGGGACUCAACUCAGUCACCCAGCCCAGCCUCUGCCCUCCUGUGUCGUCAAGGACAGAGACCCGGAGAGGGUGUGGACAGCAUCCACAGGCUGCCCCGCAAUCCACACACACAAAUGUCACUUCCUUGUUGGUUUUCAGAAAUAAACGUACUGAGCCUUGA